Messenger RNA from Condylura cristata (star-nosed mole), 1980 nucleotides. It is a transcript of the gene MVB12A, whose product is annotated as multivesicular body subunit 12A. The transcript has 9 exons. The coding region runs from base 227 to 1048 and encodes 273 amino acids. The record is from RefSeq and is a predicted model, not a curated record. Gene Ontology annotation, cellular component: ESCRT I complex; cytosol. Lineage: Eukaryota; Metazoa; Chordata; Mammalia; Eulipotyphla; Talpidae. Gene Ontology annotation, biological process: viral budding; receptor catabolic process; endosome to lysosome transport via multivesicular body sorting pathway.
CGCUCGCGGACGCAGCUGGGUUACCCAUAAAGGGCGUAGCUCUUCGUCCAUACAAGAUUGGAGGACAGCUUUCCGGGCAUGCGCAUAUGGUUUUUCCGGGGCUCUCCCCCCCCGCCUUCGCAAAGCUGCCUGGGAGUUGUAGUUCAAAUUACUGCUGGAAUUCGGCAGUCGAUCGUCAACUCCGAGGUCCGAGGCUGCCCACUGCCUUCGGCACUUGGCUCAGAAGAUGGAUCCCGGACCCGGGUCCGAUGCAGUCCCGUUGGCUAGCCUGAUGUGGUCGUCGGCCUCGGCGCCCCCGCCCAGGGGAUUCAGUGCGAUCUCUUGCACGGUGGAGGGGACUCCAGCCAGCUUCGGCAAGAGCUUCGCGCAGAAAUCUGGCUACUUCUUGUGCUUCAAUCUAUUGAGCAGCCUAGAGAACCCACAGGAGAACGUGGUGACCGAUAUCCAGGUCCUGUUGGACAAGAGCCCCCUCCCUCCUGGCUUCUCCCCGGUCUGCGACCCCCUGGACUCCAAGGCCUCUGUGUCCAAGAAGAAACGCAUGUGUAUGAAGCUGGUACCCCUGGGGGCCGCAGAUGUGGCUGUGUUUGAAAUCCGGCUUAGUGGGAAAACCAAGACAGUGCCUGGAUACCUUCGAGUAGGGGACAUAGGAGGCUUUGCCAUCUGGUGCAAGAAGGCCAAGGCUCCGAAGCCGGUACCCAAACCCCGAGCUCUUACCAGGGAUAUGCGGGGCCUGUCCCUGGACCCACCCGACCAGCCUAGCAAGGGCAGCUUCCCAGAGCGGACUCUGUCAAGGCUGAGCUCUAGGGCUUCCACCCUGCGGAGGAGCGACUCUAUCUACGAUGCCUCCAACCUUUAUGGCAUCUCAGCCAUGGAUGGAGUUCCCUUCACACUGCAUCCCCGAUUCGAGGGCAAGAACUGCAACCCCCUGACCUUCUCUGCCUUUGCGGAUCUGACCAUCAAGUCACUGGCGGACAUUGAGGAAGAGUACAACUAUGGCUUCGUGGUGGAGAAGACUGCGGCUGCACGCCUGCCCCCCAGCGUCUCGUAGCCCCUCAGCCUUGGGCCCUAGGGAAGAGUGCCUGCCCAGCACCGCAAGCCUGGCAGCUGCCCUACUCCAUCCCAUUUGGGGAGCUUUGGCAGCACUGGGCAUUCCGGACCGAGGCCACCCACCACGGUAGUCCUGGAGGACGGGGCAAGGCCACGCUGCUCUGCCGUAGGAACCCCAGGCUUCAUGGCUGGGUGGGGGGCUGGCCAGCAACCAGUGCCUUCAAAUUAUUCUUGUCAAAACUCCAGUGCCAGGAGGUUGCAGGCGUCCUCCUGGUAAUAAACACUACCUGUCCCCACUGUUUGGUGUCCAGAGCCUGGCCACUGAGUCCUCACUUGAGCCCUGAGCACCGAGCGUCGAGCACCGAGCAGUGGUGAAGCAGGCCGCUGCAACUCCCGUUCUACCAAGGGAGAGACAGGCCUAGCAGACAGCAGGCAGCCCAGCCCGCUAUCGUGGCACCCUAGGGUAUUAGUAGUCUUCUCUUUCAUGUUUUGGGUUCCAUUCCCUAAUACACAGCAUGUGGCAUCUCAUUUAGUCACUCCAGUGGGAAACCCUAGUUAGCUUGUUUUUUUUUUUUCAAAUGGGGAAACAGCAGGUGGCAGCUCAAGUCACAGCAGGGCUUUGAACGCAGCUUGGUUAUCAAGCUGGUGUCACUUCCCUUCAUUGUGCCAUGAUUGCAUGCGGGGACACUUGCUCCUCUCUGUGAGUAAGUUCUAUAAAGGCUCCUUGAAUUAGCAAAUACUGGAUUCUUGGGGAAGAUUCAGUAAAGCUUAUGCAAACCUGACCACAUUCUUGUCAAGUGAUCAGUGCAUAAGCUAUUUCCGUGUGUGUUUCUGUUUUGGGCCCUCCCUGGUGUCACAGCACUAUGAAGCUGUCCACCACCUCUGCAAAGCUGAGUUUGAUCCACACCCAGGGAGGUGACCCACAUGGUGCAG